ACAAAAACAUCCAAUUAAUUUUAUCAAUUAUAUCUCUCUAAUUCCUUCCAUUUUCUUGAGCUCCAACAACAUGUGUUGCUCAAGUGCAAAACUUCUUAUCCUUGUGGUCAUGGCUGCUUCCAUGUUGGGAGUUAGCAUGGCCAACAGGGACUGGACCUACAGGCAUAACAAAACAGCAGGUUGGGGUUGGGGGCCCUGGGGCUCCCACCAUCAACCCAACCGUACAGGUAACUCCAAGAAGAUCAUCGUUGGUGGAUCGGAUAACUGGCACUUUGGCGUUAAUUACACUGAUUGGGCAUCUAAGAAUGCACCCUUUUACUUCAAUGAUACUCUAGUGUUCAAGUAUGAUUCUCCAAAUGUGACAUUUUCUCACAGUGUGUACUUGCUGCCAAACCUAUGGAGCUUCAUUAACUGCGACUUUAGCCAAGCCAAGAUGGUUGCCAAUAUAACAGAGGGGCGUGGGAACGGGUUUGAGUUCGUGUUGAAACAGUGGCGGCCUCACUACUUCGCUUGCGGUGAAGGCCCUAAUCGUUUCCACUGCAAGAACGGCAACAUGAAAUUCUUUGUGAUGCCGCUGCUUCGUUGGCCUUAGUGUUAGCUAACGGCAGGGAAGGGGCAGUGCGGUGUUUCGUUUUUGUUUCUGUUGACAAAAAGAACUAAUGAACGUGUCUUCUGCUGCUUUGAGUUUUAUGUUUCUUUUCCAAAAAUAAGAGAGGACAUAGUAGUACUACUGAUUUUCAUUUUUGGUGAAUUGUUUUCUUAAAAAUUCUCUGUUUGAAGACUGCUCUUGUGACACUAUUGAAUGAAUGAAAUGGUUCCCU
This is a messenger RNA of Rubroshorea leprosula, 821 nucleotides long. The record is from the annotation of a GenBank genome assembly. NCBI's taxonomy places the organism in Eukaryota, Viridiplantae, Streptophyta, Magnoliopsida, Malvales, Dipterocarpaceae.